AUGAAUUUAACUACUUCAUCGCCCAAACCAUACGUUGUAUAUUUAACGAAAGCAGAAAUAUCUAAAAGGAAUUAUGACUUCUGGCUAUGUGGCGGUGCUCUAGUAACCAAGGAUUUUAUCCUGACGUCAGCUGCAUGCGUAUCCGACGUAAACUAUUUGUAUGCCAUUGCUGGAUACGACAAAUAUGUCAUCGACGAAGAUAUUGAAAAAGAUGAGUGUACAAAAAAGAUGAAAAAGAAAGUGAUUUUCACCUGUGUUCCCGUAUCUUACAAUUUUGACUUUGAUCUGCUAGAAAAGUGGUCAUAUAUAGACAUCGCAUUGGUAAAAGUGGAAUCACCUUAUGAUUUCACAGACACCACUUAUACAGAAAUCUGUUCAUAUAUUCCGACUACAAUACCUAUUAAUUAUGAUCCUAAAUAUCAAAUGGCUGAUAUAGAUGCCAUCGUUUUGGGAUGGGGGCAUGACUUACUGUGGCGAAAGCACGGAGACAUUAUAAAUUACAACGCCGAAAAGAUUGAAUACGCACCAACCUUAGUGAUGGAUAAGCGGGACUGCAUGAAGUCUUAUGAAGUUUAUCCAAACAUGACGUAUAUUAUAGAGCAGUAUAUGAUAUGUACUUUAGAAGAAGGCAAUUUAAAUGAUAAGGGUGAUCCAAUAGUAAAGUCUCUGCCCACUGCAGAAGGAUGUACCGGAACACAAAAAGCAGGUCGUGAGGGUGAAGAUUGUGAAGAGCAGAAUGAUGCGAAUCAAUUUUCACGAAGAGACAUUUCGAACGACAAUAGAACAUACUAUAACUAUACUACAUACGAAUACAUUAAGAAAGCUGCUCGAGAAAGGAGAUUCAAUCGCACUAGGCGGAGUGGAAUCUGUCAGAACGACCACGGCGGACCACUCGUCACUUGGGUCGGCACAAGAGAAGUAGUCAUAGGUGUUGCAUCAGUUUUCAAAAUAAAUGAAGCUAGUGAAUGCAUUGGACCCUUCCUAUAUACAAGCACACAAUGUAAUGGAGCGUUCUUGGAUUGUGUUUUAAACGCUGACAUUGAUCAGCAAAAUAAGAAACGAAAGUCACGGCGAAUGCUGCUCUGCGACAGUCCGCCCAGCGUAAAGGGCUUUGAUAUGGUGAAAAACCACAUAUCUUGGAAAAAUCACCCAGCUGGUCCUGCACACAAUGAAAUGCCUCACAACAAUAUCCCGACAAACCCUGUGGUACCACAUAAUUAUCAACCGAAUCCAAAUACAUUUCAAAAUUACAAAAAUCCACAGUACUCGUCACGCGUGACUCCACAUCCUCAAUAUGGAAGUAACGGCUUACGUGGCAAUAGGUACCAUGACUAUGGAGCUUACCCAGAACAUUAUAAACCACCUUUAGCAAGAUACCAAGGAAAUAGACUGAUACCUGGCUUCGAAAAUCUAGAUGAGCCUACAUACUCAAUGCGACCACAGAACCCUUACUAUGAACCUCAAGCAUAA
Helicoverpa zea (corn earworm) is the source of this 1470-nucleotide messenger RNA. RefSeq lists its product as uncharacterized. The coding region runs from base 1 to 1470 and encodes 489 amino acids. Lineage: Eukaryota; Metazoa; Arthropoda; Insecta; Lepidoptera; Noctuidae. The transcript has 8 exons. Gene Ontology annotation, molecular function: serine-type endopeptidase activity. The record is from RefSeq and is a predicted model, not a curated record. Gene Ontology annotation, biological process: proteolysis.